This is a messenger RNA of Arabidopsis lyrata subsp. lyrata, 1462 nucleotides long. RefSeq names its product peroxisomal (S)-2-hydroxy-acid oxidase GLO3. The record is from RefSeq and is a predicted model, not a curated record. NCBI's taxonomy places the organism in Eukaryota, Viridiplantae, Streptophyta, Magnoliopsida, Brassicales, Brassicaceae. The transcript is spliced from 12 exons. Bases 114 to 1205 code for a protein of 363 amino acids. Gene Ontology annotation, molecular function: FMN binding; oxidoreductase activity.
GUUCGGUUUCAUUUACUAGAGGGCUUGAAAAGGUUAGCCUGAACUUCUUGGUUCGGAAGGUCUGUUUCUGCCUCUGGAUUUCUUUUGCUGGAUUCUUCAGAUAAAUAGAUUAGAUGGAUCAAAUCGUUAACGUGGAUGAGUUUCAAGAGCUGGCCAAACAGGCCCUCCCUAAAAUGUACUAUGAUUUCUACAAUGGAGGAGCAGAAGAUCAACACACUCUCAAGGAAAAUGUGCUAGCUUUCCGUAGAAUCAUGUUUAGGCCUCGGGUUCUCGUUGAUGUGAGCAAAAUAGAUAUGUCUACCAAAAUAUUGGGUUACCCUAUCUCCGCUCCAAUCAUGAUUGCUCCAACAGGAAAUCAUAAGUUGGCUCAUCCUGAAGGAGAAACCGCCACUGCGAAAGCUGCUGCUGUGUGUAACACUAUCAUGAUAGUAUCAUACAUGUCUUCAUGCAGUUAUGAGGAGAUUGCUUCCAGUUGUAAUGCUGUUCGGUUUCUUCAAAUAUAUGUGUACAAGAGACGGGACAUAACUGUUCAAGUGGUGAAAAGAGCAGAGAAAGCUGGAUUUAAGGCCAUAGUUCUGACUGUUGAUGUUCCUAGACUUGGUCGAAGGGAAGCUGAUAUAAAGAACAAAAUGAUAUCCCCGCAGCUGAAGAAUUUCAAAGGUGUAUUUUCAACUGAAGCCCAACCUAGUAAGGGUUCAGGGGUACAAGCCUUCACCUCUCGUGCAUUUGAUGCUUCAUUUAGUUGGAAGGACAUUGAAUGGUUAAGAUCUAUUACAGAGUUACCUAUCCUGGUCAAAGGGAUACUCACCCGAGAAGACGCUCUUAAGGCUGUUGAAGCUGGUGUAGAUGGAAUAGUUGUAUCUAACCAUGGGGGUCGCCAGCUCAACUAUUCCCCAGCUACAAUAACUGUUUUAGAAGAGGUUGUUCGUGUCGUUAGAGGUAAGAUUCCGGUUUUGCUUGAUGGAGGAGUAAGACGAGGAACAGAUGUUUUCAAAGCGCUGGCGCUUGGAGCACAAGCUGUUCUUGUAGGAAGGCCUAUAGUCUAUGGGCUUGCAGCUAAGGGUGAAGAUGGAGUGAAAAAAGUAAUUGAUAUGUUAAAGAAUGAGUUUGAGAUCACUAUGGCUCUUUCUGGUUGUCCAACCAUUGGUGACAUAACCAGAAACCAUGUUAGGACAGAGAAUGAGAGACUUCAAUCUAGGCUCUGAUCCAAAAAACCAACAGAGCUGGUCUCAGAAAUUUAAUCAGACAGCUGAACAACAGUAGCAAGCAGCAGCAAUAUCAGAAGACUCAGGACUACGCGAGCGAUUGAGACAAUGCAUUCAAUCAAUGCUAUUUGUUCCAGUAUGCUUUUAAUUAAAAAAUCUGGAUUCAGUCUAUACUCACUAUUCAUCAUUUUGUCUGUAAUUAUGAUAAAUAUGCUGUAUGCUAGUUUGAAAAAAUGAUGUGUUGUGUUCUGUUCCUA